Chrysochloris asiatica (Cape golden mole) is the source of this 699-nucleotide messenger RNA. It is a transcript of the gene PDF, whose product is annotated as peptide deformylase (mitochondrial). Gene Ontology annotation, cellular component: mitochondrion. NCBI's taxonomy places the organism in Eukaryota, Metazoa, Chordata, Mammalia, Afrosoricida, Chrysochloridae. The transcript has 2 exons. The record is from RefSeq and is a predicted model, not a curated record. Gene Ontology annotation, molecular function: peptide deformylase activity. Gene Ontology annotation, biological process: peptidyl-methionine modification; N-terminal protein amino acid modification. Bases 1 to 699 code for a protein of 232 amino acids.
AUGGGAAUAACCUUGCUUCGGAGAGGGGGCGCGGGGGUCAGUGCCAUCCGGGCUUGCAGCUCCACACCUGCACCGCUCGACUUCGAGGGCCCGGCGCGCUCACGCUCAUACUGGCAUUACUUGAGGCGGCUCCUGCGUGGUCCUCCAGAGCCGCCGUACGCGCAUGUGUGCCAAGUAGGGGACCCGGCGCUGCGCACCGUGGCCGCCCGAGUGGAGACGGAGCAGCUGGCAGGGCCCGAGCUGCAGCGGCUGGUGCAGAGGCUGGUGCAGGUGAUGCGGCGCCGGCACUGCGUGGGGAUGAGCGCGCCGCAGCUCGGGGUGCCGCUGCAGGUGCUGGCUCUGGAGCUCCCCGAAGCGCUCCUCCACACCUAUGCGCCGCGAGUGCGGGAGGUCCGCCAGAUGGAACCCUUCCCCCUGCGCGUGUUCGUGAACCCUAGCCUGCGCGUGCUGGACAGCCACCUGAUCACCUUUCCCGAGGGUUGCGAGAGCGUCGCCGGCUUCCUGGCCUGUGUGCCCCGCUACCAAGCUGUGCAGAUCUCAGGACUGGAUCCAAGGGGAGAGCAGGUGGUGUGGCAGGCGAGUGGGUGGGCUGCCCGCAUAAUCCAGCAUGAAAUGGACCACUUGCAGGGCUGCCUGUUCAUUGACAAAAUGGACAGCAGGACAUUGACAAACAUCCACUGGAUGGAGGUGAACGACUAA